Fusarium musae is the source of this 1404-nucleotide messenger RNA. RefSeq lists its product as uncharacterized. Lineage: Eukaryota; Fungi; Ascomycota; Sordariomycetes; Hypocreales; Nectriaceae. The coding region runs from base 1 to 1404 and encodes 467 amino acids. The transcript is spliced from 2 exons. Gene Ontology annotation, molecular function: oxidoreductase activity. The record is from RefSeq and is a predicted model, not a curated record. Gene Ontology annotation, cellular component: cytoplasm.
AUGAAUGAUUCGAGCAAAGCCACCGAUCGACUUCUAGCUAUUGCCCGAUCAUUACAACACCCCGAGCAAAAUUAUGGUUUACCCGAAGAGUUCGUGAGAAAGCUUCGCGCUGCCCUUCUAUCAGACCCAUUAUUGCCGAGACCCAAUCCCUCCAUCUCGCUCUGGCAAGAACCUGUCCACCCAACUGUAUCAAGCAUUCAGUCUCCUACCCUUCCAUCGUACGCCGAUAUUGUUGUCAUUGGCUCUGGGAUAACUGGAUGCAGCGUUUCCAAAGCCCUCCUCGAGGACGACAGUCUAGAAUCGACAACUCGGAUCGUCGUGCUCGAGGCGCGUACCCUUGCCAAUAACGCAACAGGCCGUAAUGGAAGCCAGCUUGUCUCUCCAGUCGGACAUCUCUACAAUACUAUGUGCAAGAGGCAUAGUGAAGAAACAGCCAAGGAAAUGGGUCGCUUCAGCUUCAUGAACAUUGAGCGGAUCAUGGGUAUGCUCGAAGAACUAGAUCCAGAGCUACAGGAGUCCAGCGAGAUUCGACAUGUACACAAAGUCAUGGUUGCUGGCGAUGAAGAGACUUGGAAAACCUCGAAGGAGUCUCUGAACUCCUUUCGGGAGGCCAUCCCCAGCCAUCAGACCACCCAUCGUGUUACUGAGCAGGACAACUUGGCAAAGAACUUCAACAUCAAGAACGGCCAUGGUGUCAUCGACCAUCCUGCCGGCGCGGUCUGGCCAUACCGCCCCAUAACAGGAAUCUUCGAACGUCUUCUCGUCCAAUACCACGACCGCCUCUCGAUCGAGACUAAUACUCCCGCGACAGCGAUAAAAUACAUAUCUGGUACCGCAAGUGAUGGUUCUUCUAUGCCCGACUACCCAUACGUCAUUGAGACUCCCCGGGGUGCUAUUCAAGCCAAGCGGGUGAUUCACUGCACAAACGCGAACGCUGCCCACUUGUUACGCCCAUUGUUAGGAAGAUUAUAUCCGUAUAGAGGGACCAUGUCUGUACAAAAGGCUGGUCCUUAUCUAGAAAACGUGGGCAACAGUCGAUCAUGGAGCUAUCUGACCAAGUCUACUCUUGAUCCCGUGUCAGAGCGGUUCGAUGGAGGCCUGUACUAUCUCCAGCAGCAUGCCACAACUGGCGAUAUAUGGGUCGGCACUAAUUACUCCAAUAUCUUCGACGUUCUUACGUCUGACGACACUGCUGUACCUGGCCACUCAGUCGAAGCUUUGCUGAAAUUCUUGCCCAAGUACUUUGUGAAAGGAUGGCCAGAGGAUGAGCGACCGGAGUUGAAAGGAGUAUGGACUGGACUACAGGGCCAUACAUCGGAUGGACUUCCAUUGGUCGGUAAACUACUGAACCGAGGGAUUGGAGCUUUAUACGCCUCCAAGGCCGGCCAAGGAGUCAUCAUUUAG